Molecule: messenger RNA, 1864 nt
Organism: Sclerotinia trifoliorum
Lineage: Eukaryota; Fungi; Ascomycota; Leotiomycetes; Helotiales; Sclerotiniaceae
Source: the annotation of a GenBank genome assembly
UAUCAUAAACUCUGGAUAGGAUGUCCAAUGACCCAGUACUUGUUUCAGCAAUGUGUGGAGAAUUCAUCUAUGAUACCUCCAAUCAAGGAAUCUCUUGUGAAUACCAAAUCGCGAUUCACAAAAUAGUGAGUUUUUACUUCUCUCUCUAUUAAAGUCUCAACUUCAAACCCCAGAUUUUCCCAUCAAAAUUCUAAUUGAGGAUUCAACCACUGUUGCCAAGAGAUUUUGGCCCGAGUCAAACUUCUGACCCCAAUCAUGACCGCCAAGUCAAACCUUAGAAUGCUUCACAAUACAUUUCUAGGAUGAAAUUUAUUAUGAAAAUCGGCUUGGUAGUUUGAUGUUCAACCCAAGAGGUUAUUGAACUACUACUAGUUGUGAGUAAAUACUACAUUAAAAGAUGCCGAAUCCAAUCAUUUUCUCAACUUACGGCUGAGCCUAUCUCGAAAUUUCCUUUCAUUCAUUUCUCUUCUCUUCUCAGCGCUGUGCGUUUGGUUCAAUUUCAUCAUGAUUUUCAUUAAAGAUUUACUAUUUUUCCUCCUCUUCGUUCUUUUUGCUCCUGUUGAUGCUUUACCCAAGAAAAAUACCGCUUCAUCUUCUACAGGUUCUACGACGAAAACUGGAACUACAGGUGGUGUAUCAAAAGCCGCAGGUGGAACGAUGAUUUUAGACAAAACUGUUCAGAUCAAGUAAUUCUUCGUUAUCCCAAUUUCCAUGUAAAAGUACUAACUAAAAAGUGGUCUCCCAAUUCGUUACAAAAUCAGCGCUCCGGCAAAUAUGUUCACCUCAGCAUCAGGAGUAACCGGCGGCACAGCAUCAUCCAACACAACCGGAAGAGCAGGUCUUAACGUUCUUCUCCACGGUGAUGGCGGCACAUCGUUCUUCGAUUUCCCCAAUCAAGCAGUCCAGAAUAAUCUCAUGGGAGUUGUGGUCCUCGCUCCAAAUAAAAAGAUGCUAUGGGGAGGUGGAUCCGGUCUCCAACGUACUGACGGCGUCGCUCACGCUGCGGCAGUAAACACACUAAUCCAAACCCAAUUAUCCAAAGACGUAGCAUUCGACCCGGGGAAUGUAUUUUUCACCGGCGUCUCAGGCGGUUCAUUACUCCUAUCUGGAUUCUUCAUGCCAGCAUUCGGCGCAAAGUAUAAAACAGGCGUUCUUUUAAAUUGUGGUGCCCUCACCCCGCAAGUGGCUGUUGUGGAUGCGAAUACCUUGAUGCAGAAUACCAAGAUACAUUACCAAAGUACGAAAGAUGAGUUGACUUCAUUGCAAGGAUCUAUUCCGACGGCGAUUAGUGCGUAUGAGAAAUUGGCCAAGGGGGCUGGUAUGUCGGCGAGUCAGAUUGGGAAUUUGCAGACGGUAGAUAAUACCCCGAGUGGAGGUGGUCAUUGGUAUGUUUUCUUCCACAUCUAUACACAUAAACUUUGAAUCUUCAGUGUUUUUCCGAGAACGAGAUGAAUGGAAAUGAUGAAAUGCGGCUACUGAUUUAAGGAAAUAGUGGAUUUGAUAAUAAAGAUUUUGUAUCUGGAGUUCAGUUGAUGGCAUCGAAUUAUGCUAAUGUUAUGGGUAAAAAUGCUUCGGGCCAGGUUACAGGGAUUGGAAAUGUUUUGAAGGUAUGUUUUUUCUUUUUUUUAUUCUUUGAGAGGGGGUUGAAAGAUAUUGGUGUUUUGGAUUUAUGGGGAUUAGGGAAUCUGGGCUAAUGAGUUUGAUUGAUAGACGGUCGUUGGAAAUGAGAAAUUGGUUUUUACUACUUCUACCUAGGUACUUGAGAUUUGAGAUUGGAUAGUAUGGGGUAGGGGAUAGACAAAUGGUUGGAGGGUGAACGAGUUGAAAGUUCAGAUAUCGUGCUGUUUUGGAAAGGACUAGGAAA